AUGGAUACUCUGGAGAAGUUGAAAACACGACCCAAGGCCCAUGGUGUUAGCAGUGGCAAUAAGAAUGACGAUGCUAUCAACGAUCCCGCAGGCCAAACAAUGUCGUUGGACUUCGUGAUCGACUAUAUCCGACACUGUGCUGGAUAUCCGUCGGAGACUUCAGCGGCUAAUAGCGAGAUGGUUCCAGUUUCCGGAUAUGUUGCAGCUACAACAGAGCUACCUCAAAAUGGUGAGGAGGAGGAGAUUUGGACUCCUCAGAAGCAAGUUACGGAUCCCUGGUUUUUUGAUGAUGAGGGUACUCGUGACUACGACGUCCGCUACGGCAACAAGGAACUCCCUGUACGCACAGUGUUCGACGCUUUAGGCUGGAUUUUGUCGAUCACGACGGGCGCCGAUCCAGAACGCAAACGUACACAGAGCAACUUCUAUCUCCCACUCAUAGGAUUAUAUGCAAAGUGGUGCGACACUCUGAUGAACGGCGAGUACCAGCCCACCAUGUAUCACAUUUCAUGGUGGAAGGAUGGAUCUAACAAUGGCAAGACCAACGUCUUGCUCGGAGCUACUCCCGGUGGCGACCAUUCAAUCAUGGACCCCAAACUCAAUGGGGCCCUGGUUGGGAAUGAGGAACAAAGGCAGAGUGAAGAAAAUCGUCGCAUACCAGAUGCGAAGUACCGCGCGAAGAACAAAGAGAAGAAGCAGAAGAUUAAUGACGAACUAGAGGCUAUCAGUGAUGGGACAGCGAAGAAGGCGAAGAGAAAGGAACUGGAAGCCCAGGCGGUGGCUGAAAAGAAGGAGGCCGAGGAGAGAGAAACACGGUACGAAGGUUUCCGAGGGCUCGAUGUGAUCGUACAACGCCAACAUCGGCUCCUGAAGGCCAAAAUCACACCCCCUCGGAAAGAAGAAUUGAUCAUCACUCGCCUGGAGAACAAGCUGGAGGAGCUUGGUGAUAUAAGCGAGGCAGAGAAGCAAGCGGUCCUGUAUGAACUCAACAACAAGUUGUAUCAGGAAGGCAAUACUGGGUACGGCAGCCAAGCCAAAAAGGCCAUUCCAGAAGUGUUUGGUUUUGCCAUCAACUCGACUCAACUGUACAACCGCUGUUACUACGAAAAGACAGCUAUCAAUUUCCAAGAUUUAGUGGGAUCUUUUGCGGCGCCCUGCCGCGAAACAUGCGCCUUAAUCAUCAAAACUGAUUUCGACGGAAAAAUAAAAAUGCUUUUUGGGGCAAAAGAUUUUGCUAAAGCGAACGAGCACACGCCAGAGCCUGCUGAAGGGAAGGGUGGGAAGAGAGCGAAUAGGAAGACUGAACAGGAGGAAGCCGAUGUCACCGAGACGAGCAAGAGUCAGGGAAGUGAUACCAGAGCAAAGAAGAAGAAGGACAAGAAGGUUACGGAUCCUUCUGCAGCCGUUGAGACAUCCACGAAUGCGACAGGCGUGGCAAAGCAAAAGAAGAAGAAGAAGAGUGAGUAG
Molecule: messenger RNA, 1467 nt
Organism: Cyphellophora europaea CBS 101466
Lineage: Eukaryota; Fungi; Ascomycota; Eurotiomycetes; Chaetothyriales; Cyphellophoraceae
Exons: 2
Coding region: 1-1467 (488 amino acids)
Source: RefSeq, a predicted model, not a curated record